AUUUGCUUAAACCAGACUACAGGACCAACCUCUGAACUUUUAUCACGGGCCGACGGAGUAUAUUGAAAUUCUCAUACCGUCUUUCGAACGACAUCUGAAGAUCGAGUCCUAUCAUUAACAAUGUCGUCCCUCUUUCGUCCCACUUCACUCCGGGGAAAAUUCUCCUUCCCAUCCAUUCCUACACCCCACAAUCCCAUCCCAUCACUUCCAACACUCUCAACCCAUUUCCCUCAAACUCGUCCAUCCUCUUCAAUCCCACGUAUCUCUCAACUUCCCCCUGACCAUACUCUACUCCCUUAUCGUCCCAUACCUCGUCGAGAAGAUUUCCAAUCCCAUUUCCCCGAUUCUCCCAUACAUAAAAUAUACAAUGACCCACCAUUAUUCCGUGAACCCGAUACGAAACCCAGAACGAUUGAUACGCAAGAUUCGGCUGAAAGACAAGGUGUUUUGAGUGCUAUUACUGGAUUAAGUUUAAAAGAGUUAGGGGAAUUGAAAAGGACUCGAAUUGUUGGCAAGGCAGUGAAACAUAUGAAUAAAAAAGGUAGACAACCUGGUCAAUACGCUCUGGCUAUAGUUGGUUGUCCUAAACGUGGUUUGGUAGGUUUCGGUCAAGGUAGAGGAGAGAGGAAUCAGAAUGCUACGGAAGAAGCUAUGUAUGAGGCAACCCUCCGAAUGGAUCGCGUGAGCCGAUACGAGAACCGUACUUUUUGGGGCUCAGGACGAGAGUUGACUUCGAAAUUUGGAGCUACAAUUGUGAAAUUCCGUGCUCGGCCUGCUGGAUUCGGUCUAAUGGUCCCACGUACCAUCCACCCAAUCUUAACUGCAUGCGGUAUAUCAGACGCUUCCGCUACGAUAGAAGGUUCAAGAAACCCUAUGCACGUAGUUAAAGCUACUAUUCAACUUUUACAUGGUGGUUCUAAUCCUAUAAACCUCGGAGAUGGAGUAGUUGGGAAAGGUUCCAGAGGUGAUAAAGGUCAAGGAAUGAGAUCAAAAGAUGAGAUAGAGAGGGAAAGAGGAAGAUAUGGUGUUGAUAUUGGUCGAAGGGUCUAA
This is a messenger RNA of Tremella mesenterica DSM 1558, 1050 nucleotides long. RefSeq lists its product as uncharacterized. Gene Ontology annotation, cellular component: ribosome. Gene Ontology annotation, molecular function: structural constituent of ribosome; RNA binding. Lineage: Eukaryota; Fungi; Basidiomycota; Tremellomycetes; Tremellales; Tremellaceae. Gene Ontology annotation, biological process: translation. The transcript is spliced from 4 exons. Bases 121 to 1050 code for a protein of 309 amino acids. The record is from RefSeq and is a predicted model, not a curated record.